This is a messenger RNA of Prorocentrum cordatum, 2159 nucleotides long. The record is from the annotation of a GenBank genome assembly. Lineage: Eukaryota; Dinophyceae; Prorocentrales; Prorocentraceae.
GACCCCAUUGUCAACGCUGGCUCAAGUUGACACGCCAACUCCGACAGACAUACCAACUUGAUUCUGGGUGUACUGACAUACCCGCCAGCCGCCUUUGCGGUACGACGGUUAAUGCCGCGGGUUUUGCUUGUACAGGCCUAUCCAACGACGCUUUUGACACACGACGGCGCCCGCUCCGACGCAACUUCCGACACCAGCUCCCUUUCUGGCUGCCGCCUGCUCAGGCCCCAACACUUGAGCCAAUUGCAAAUGCACGGCAGCCCGACGGUCAUGCUGGGUGUACUGGCGUAUCCGAUGGACAUUUUUGUUUUAGUACCUCAUGCUGUUGUUGACCCUAUGUGUUCCUUGUCAGCGCGGGGCUCCAUCCAUUUCUCCUCCUUCACACAUUCGCAGAUUGACCUGCGUUCUAAAAGCGAAUGGGACGUCUCCUUUAUUCAUAUACCCGGGGCGUUGCAUAACGACCACUCGGUACGCUUAGUCGCAAAACGACCGCUACUAGCAGCACGAAGGUGGACAGAACGACGGGCUCCGAUGCUCACCAGCGCGACGGAGUGCAGCACACUGGCUCCUGCAUCGACUUAUGCUGGGCAUGACGGUCACCAGUAGGACAACGAGAAACAGCAUGAAGGGGUUCAGCAGUUCAGCACUGAACAGCAAGCCUGGGCUCAGCAUCAGGAUUCUGACAUCAACGUCUCGACGUCUGCGCAGCAUGCCGGCCACCAGCGGCAUGACGAUGAUCGACACGACGGGACCUGGCAGUACGACAGGGAGCAGCACGGCGGAGACAUGCAUGAGGAUCCAUAUGCAUUAGUGGUGUACACCGCCACCAGCAGCACGACGAUGAACAGUACGACGGACUCUAUCAAUGCGAUGCUGUCCAGCACGACAGAAUGAGGCACAGAGAUUGCGACAUCUGUGCCGCAACAUCUACCCACGACCGCAUCUACCACCGACGCCAUCUGUCAGCACCGACGCCCGACCUACUUCGGUUUCGAUUCCAGCUCCGACCCCAGCUCUGACGUUGUGCGUCGAACAUAUCUUUGCUCACGCGUCAUUCACGAUGGGAUCGAGCACCACCUCGGUACUUAUGCGAUGCACGACGGGUACCCUCAGCAUGGCGAUGGGCAACACGACGGGCUCCUGCAGUUCGGCGCUUGCGAGCACGACGGAGUGCUGCAGCAUGAUCACUCCUUCAUUCACGCCGACUCUUACAACCACGCCUGAGCCGCACGACGGCCACCAGCAGCAUGACGAUGCUCAUCACGGCGGGCUCCAACAACACGAUGCUCAACAGCACGUUGGGGCGCAGGUUCACGACUCGAAAGUACACCUGUGCGCACUACGACGGCUACCCUCUUUGUGGGAUGGCGAGGCAUGAUAUUUCAAAGGUGGAGUUGCUGGGGGCUCUCGUGCACGGCUUCGGCUUCGGUGCUGUCUUCAAGUACGAGUUGUGAGUGCGGCCCUGCCUAUGUAUAGGCUGUGCGUUCGGCUUCCCGACCCUUUUUUGUGCCUGCCUCCUUUUUUUGUUUCUCUCUCUCUCUCUCUCUUUCCCUCUUUCUCUCUCACUGUCUCCACUAGUACAUGACCAAGUGUUUCGAGCUGUGCGCUCGUGUUAGUGUUCACUCCAGGCGUGCAUGUUACAGAAGCGCUUUGGGUCAUUGGUUUAGCGCUACGGCCUUUUCUUGGGGCAUCAUGCCAACUCACACCGCCUUCAAAGGUCUCUGUAUUGCUGGCCUCUGUCACUGGGGUACGGGCAGUCCAGCACUCCUUGCAAUACCUGGCUUGCUACUGUAGAUGUAUCGCCGACUUUUGGAGCCUCGGGCUGUGGUCAGGCCGUUGCCAGCUUUUGUUGUUGCUGUUGUUGUUGUCGUUCCCUCGCUCUCUCUCUCUCUCUCUCUUUUGUUCUCUCUCUCUCUCUCUUCCUUUUUUUUUUUUUUUUUUUUGUUUUUUUUUCUCUCUCUCUCUCUCUCCUUUUCUGCUUCCGUCCUUGUCUUUCCGUCCUCGCUGCCGCCCGUGGGAUGGUAGGAAUUGGGCGUUUUUCUAUCGCUGUGCUCGCCCUCGUCCGCUGCUGUCUGUCUUCGCGCUUCCUGCCCGUCCCCCUCUUUGCUCCUUCCGCCUUGGCUGUCGCUGCGUGGUUUUCUCAACUAGGCUUGUCUGAG